This is a messenger RNA of Nymphaea colorata (pocket water lily), 792 nucleotides long. Its product is annotated as putative cysteine-rich receptor-like protein kinase 9. Lineage: Eukaryota; Viridiplantae; Streptophyta; Magnoliopsida; Nymphaeales; Nymphaeaceae. The record is from RefSeq and is a predicted model, not a curated record. Bases 175 to 792 code for a protein of 205 amino acids. The transcript has a single exon.
UAUACCCUCUUUGUCUACCGCUAUAAAUGCGGUUCUACUUACAGCUGUGUACAGCUUCAUCCCCUCCAGUCGAUACAAGUGAAGGUGAUUCUAUGGGCUUUCUAACAUGGCUUCCAAUCGUAGAAAAAUUUGAUCAUCCUUCACGUCUCGGUGAGUGGUAACGUCGGAGAAGCAAUGGGCAGAAUACCCCGUUGCUUCGUCUUCCUUGUGGUCCUUCUCCAGCCACUGAAACUCGCCGAGAUGGCCGACGCUCCUUUUUGGUACUGUGCCAGCAGCUCAACUUACACGGCGAACAGCACCUUCGACCACAACCUGCGCCGCGCAUUGGCUUCUCUGGCAGCCAACGUUUCCCUCGCCGGCUUCUACAACGCCACCGUGGGCAAGAAACCCGACGAAGUCAUUGCGGUGGCUCUGUGCAGAGGCGACCUCGACGGGGAAGCUUGUCAGGCCUGUGUAUCUGAGUCCGCCACACAGGUCAUUCAGCGCUGCCCCAGCAACAGAGGGGCCUUCUUUGUCUUGCGGGGCUGCAUCUCGUACUACCGCGAUACCAACUUUACUAUACCUCAAUCGUUCUUGAAUUUUUCUCAGUCGAGCCCUGAUGCCAUCCCCGACCCCCAAAAUUCAGGCCUAUACUCAUUUCCUUCUUCAGCCAUCUCAUCGUUUCCGCCAUCACCAACCAUUCAGGACGCUUAUUCUGGGGCUACAAGUUCCAUUACACAGAAGAUAUUACUGUCUACGGCACAGCACAGUGCAUACAAUACUUGGCACCACGGGACUGUAAGUCUUGCUUAG